Messenger RNA from Daldinia decipiens, 1358 nucleotides. RefSeq lists its product as uncharacterized. The transcript is spliced from 2 exons. The record is from RefSeq and is a predicted model, not a curated record. The coding region runs from base 85 to 1200 and encodes 371 amino acids. NCBI's taxonomy places the organism in Eukaryota, Fungi, Ascomycota, Sordariomycetes, Xylariales, Hypoxylaceae.
AAAGUUAGAAUCUCUCCCCGUGAACCCGGAAUUGGUUGAAAUACAGAACAGAGGUGGCCGAAACUUGGGAGCCUCCAUGUCCAUAUGCCACAACACUUCAUACCAGCCCGCAACUCCAGGCAUCGGAUAGCAUGCUUCGCUCUCUACCGCGCACUCCUACGACAAGCCCCGCUCAUCCCUCUCCCCGAUGACCUAGCCACUUCCCGGGGUCCCGUCAGCCCAAUCAAGCACCUAAUCCGACGAGCCUUCCGCCGAAACACCUCCGUCACUAGCCCUCGCCUUGUGUAUCCUGCCCUUAAGGCGGGGUACCAGAUCCUCGGCCUCCUCCAAUCCGCCACCUCGUCUUCCCUCGAGAGCCCCAACGCUGACCACACCUCUAUAUUAUCAUUCCUCCGUGAUCGUCAUGACGAGCGCAGCCGCUCUCUUGCUGCAAAAGCCAUACACCCCCCCUACAGCCGCACUCCACCCAAACCGUCCUCUGGCCCGUGGCCAAGUGCAGAACCUCUCCUCGUAAACGUAACGCCUGCGCCUACACCCCAGAACCCUAACCCGAAACCUGUAUUCGCAAUCCCAUCACGGCCGCGGCCCGCAUCCGAACUCGGCGGCUCCGGACGGCGGCGCAUACCGCAUAUAGAUCUAGCGUCGGAUAUCCCAUUCCUACGUACCAAGAAGCCCCAGCCGAUGUAUCUGAGCCAUAUCCUGAGACACAGGAUCCGCAAGCGCGUCCAGCGCUUAGAGAACGUACAAUCGUUAUAUGAGAAUGACAUACCCGCCGCAGAGCUCGAGGACAACUGGGAAUGGAUGAUGGGUGCAAUGUUGCUUGAGCAGAGAUCAGCGCGAGAAAGGGGAGAGCGGGAUGAGGGUAAUAGACGAGAUAAUGAUACUCGUUUGAAUAUAAGAUCUAUCGAAGCAGAUGCUGCACGGGGCGAAUUCCGGAAUGAGACAUUCCGGCAGACAGUCUACAUUCAGGGCAUCAUAUACGCGCAAAAUGUGCUAAAUCGCGAACGGGAGGAGCAGGUCGCGCGGGCAGACGCCAUGCGUAGGUUGAUUGUAGAAGAAGAGAAACUAGCUAAGCAGGAAAAGGCGGAGAGGGAUGCUAACAGGAGGAAGCAGUGGGAGUCCAAGAUGCAAGAAUUGCACGGCGCAAUGUGGAAGGAGCUCUUCCCAAAUCUGGAUGGAGAAGAUAGCUCGAGUGUCUAGCUAAUAUCCCGGACGGCCAUCUCACCACGUGAAAUAUAAAAUACGCCCAAGUACCCAACCUAUAUAAGUGAUGGUCUCCCCUAUAUAGACACACAUACCCCUUCCCUAUUAUUUACACAUAAUAACUAAUAGCACUCUGUGUCCCAUGUUGAGUAAAG